AUGGAUCCGGUCUACUACAACGAUCCUCUUGACGUACCCGUGAACUUGGACGACGAAGAGUGAGUGCAACGACCCUGACUUGGAAGACCUGGCUCCUUUGGCCAUUGCAUGGGAUCCUGCGCUCACGUCCGAACGUCCUCGACGGUGAUCUCGGACAAGAUAUCGUUUCCAUGAGCGAGCAACAAGGCUCCGACGCGACUCAACCGACCCUUCCACCUCCUUGACAGACCACUUGCACCGCCUGCAAGCGGAAGCCUAUAAGGUGCACCCUUACCCCUGUGUACGCCGGUGGAACUUUGCCCGCUACAAGAUCAAGCGCAACCAUCUUGGAUACGACCGCGCGCUCGCCGAUGGCCAUCAAGACCGAAGCGUGAUUCUGAUCGAUGCCGGGUGUUGCAGUGAGUCGUGGCCAUAUUCACUCACAAGGCUGCGACUAGGCGUCUAAUACGCUCUUCUUGCCGCUUUUUUAGUGGGUACGGAUAUCAGGAGUCUGGUGGCGGAAGGCUUUCCCGCGGAUCAACUCCUUGGCACGGACCUUGACGAUCGUGAGCUCAACCUGCCUUUCCGUUCGUACGAUUAGGCCACGGAAUCUAGGCUGAAGUGUCUGUUCAAUGUAGGAUUCCUCGCGUUGGGUUAUAAGCUUUUUAUGGACGAACCCUCGUCGCCCUCCACGCCGGCGUUUCUCGCCGGCGACCUCUUCUCGACAUCGUUCCUCGCUGCGCCGGCCGCGGAUGCCUCAACCUCGACAUCGGCCUCACCUGCUCCAGCACUCAACUCAUUGACAUCACUUACGCCACUUCUCGGUCGGGUUCGACACAUUCAUUGCGGCUCGCUGUUCCACCUCUUUGGCGAAGCAAAAUAGGCUCAACUCGCGCACAAGCUGUUCGCGCUCCUGAGCCGGACCGCAGGCUCCACAGUAUUUGGGUCCCAACUUGGCAGCAGCAUCGCCUCGCUCCGCGAUCGAUAUCGACUACCCGAAAAUACUGACCCCGAGGCGGAGGAUCAGGCGUGGUGUCACUCGCCCGAGAGUUGGAAGAAGCUGUGGGCCGACUUGUCCGAAGAAAGUGGGGUGAAGCUUCGCGUGAUGACCGCUCUGGAGGAUCGCGCCGGUAGCAAGGCGAUGCCCAUCAUCGACGACAUCCACGAGUACAAGAUCAACAUUCUUGUGUGGUGUGUGACGGUCUUGUGA
Molecule: messenger RNA, 1189 nt
Organism: Microbotryum saponariae
Lineage: Eukaryota; Fungi; Basidiomycota; Microbotryomycetes; Microbotryales; Microbotryaceae
Source: the annotation of a GenBank genome assembly